Molecule: messenger RNA, 3785 nt
Organism: Mizuhopecten yessoensis (Yesso scallop)
Lineage: Eukaryota; Metazoa; Mollusca; Bivalvia; Pectinida; Pectinidae
Product: protein jagged-1-like
Exons: 12
Coding region: 269-3514 (1081 amino acids)
Biological process (GO): heterophilic cell-cell adhesion; establishment or maintenance of epithelial cell apical/basal polarity; cell communication
Cellular component (GO): protein-containing complex; plasma membrane
Molecular function (GO): calcium ion binding
Source: RefSeq, a predicted model, not a curated record
ACAUGCAAGGGGCCAUCACGCGAUCUACCGUGAGAUGUGUGGACUGAUGCGCCGGGGCUGUUUUGACGCUUACCAGAAACAUAUGUAUACUUACUCGCAAUCGGGUCACCAAACACACGCUCGCUCGUUGCCCUAACGGAUGUAGGGGAUUGAACAGUCACUGACCACUUAUUAACCCUUCUUAAACAGCCUGUGAAACUGACCAGUCGGAUGGUCAUCUAUUUGCUGGAUUUUGGCUGUAGUAGAUCUUUGAUGCAAAAACAAGAAAAUGAACUUCUGGAUAAUUUUGCUUGUGUUGGUUUCUGUGCUGAAGGUAGUUUCCGGUACAGCCCAAAUCGAGAUCCGCUUGCUGAGGUAUGUAAACCCCGGCGGUAAGGGCGACAAUGGUCAUCCGUGUGACGGACGCUGGCUAUUUAACGGAAGUCCGUGUGACCACAAGAUUAUCCUGUGCGUGGACAGAGCUGGCGGCUCGUCUUCCAUCAACCGUUGCGCCUAUGGGCGAGCGGAUACUGGGGAGAUCAGCAAUGCCGACACCAUCACCUUCGCGGGCCGCGCGGGACGUCUCAGUAACCCGUUUUCCUUUAGAUUGUCAACGUGGCCGGGGACAGUGAAGAUCAAGGUGAGAGUCACGGAUAUCGAUGACAACAGUGAUGAUUUUGUUGAUUUCAUGCAAAAUCAGUUUUCGACCACUGAGGUUACCUAUUCACGAACACAUCGCGUGGUCGUCAAACGAAGAACUACUCUUUCGAUGGUCAUCCGGGUGUACUGUGAUCAAAAUUACUAUGGCCCGCAAUGUACUACAUUCUGUCGUCCCAGAAACGACUGGAUGGGGCAUUACAAGUGUGACGGAACCAGUGGAGCCAAGAUCUGCUAUCAAGGAUGGAGGGGCCAGACCUGUAACCAACGUGUAAACCUCUGUGGCCCGUGUCAACACGGCUCCUGUGAUCGAACGGCGUCAGUCUACAGAUGUGUGUGUGACUUCGGCUACAAAGGAACUAACUGUGAGACCGAAAUUGACCAGUGCGUCUCGAAGCCUUGUCGGAAUGGUGGUCAGUGCUCUACCUUUGUCACGAACUAUAUCUGUCUGUGUCCCACUGGCUGGUACGGCUCCAUCUGCGAUAAUGACGUCAACGAGUGCAAUUACAACAGCUGUCGUAAUAAUGGCACAUGUGUGAACACACUUGGUUCGUACAGAUGCAAGUGUGACAAAGGGUGGACGGGAACGCACUGUGACAUCGACGUCAAUGAAUGCGCAAUAGGCGAUCCAUGUAACGCAAACGCUUCUUGCAUCAACGUUCCUGGAACGUUUGAAUGUGUGUGUUCCGAAGGAUUAUCUGGGGGUACUUGUGAGGACAUAAAUGAAUGUUUAGAGGACAAUCCUUGUUUUGGAAAUGCCACGUGUAUCAAUGAACAUGGAUCGUUCCAAUGUUUCUGCCCGGAGGGGUGGACAGGAGAUCAAUGUGACAUAGAUGUAAAUGAAUGUGAGAACAACCCCUGUCUGUCCAACUCAACUUGUACAAACCUUGAGGGGUCCUUCGUCUGUGUUUGCCCAGCAGGAAUGAAUGGGACCUACUGUGACCUAGAUAUCGACGAAUGUGCCAACUCGCCAUGUGUUGGAAACUCUACAUGCGUGAACCAAGAUGGCUCUUUCGUUUGCUCAUGCGCUAAAGGGUUUGCAGGUGUCCUGUGUGAGACCGACAUUGACGAGUGUGCCAGUGCCCCUUGUGCCAAUAACGGGUCGUGCGUGGACCACGUGGGGACCUAUUCCUGUGAGUGUCAUAGUGGCUGGGCAGGAGAUCUGUGUGAGGAAGAGAAGGACGAAUGUGAAGGUAAACCGUGUAACAAUAAUGGCACAUGUACUGAUUUGUUUGAUGAUUUUGACUGCUUCUGCGCAAGAGGUUGGACGGGUAAAGCAUGUGAUGACGACAUCAACGAAUGCUUGGUGAAUGAUCCUUGUUCUUACGAUGGAAAUUGUACAAAUGUAUUAGGGUCAUUUACAUGCGAAUGUCCGCCAAACUGGGAAGGUCCUACUUGUGAUGAUGAUGUCGAUGAAUGCUUGUUGUCUCCAUGUGAAAAUGGUGGCUCAUGCGACAAUCGGAUUGGUCGAUAUUCGUGUUUGUGUAGCGAUGGGUUUACUGGUCAGGACUGUGAUGUUGAUGUUAACGAGUGUGUACAAAACCCUUGCUUCAACAAUGGAACCUGUCUGAAUAUGAACGGUGACUAUGUCUGUACGUGUCCCCCUGGUUGGAGUGGUGUAAACUGCGGCCAGGAUCAAGAUGAAUGCGACACGAGUCCUUGUUCUAAUGGAGGAUCGUGUGAAAACACUGAGGGAUCAUUCACCUGCAGUUGUUCAGUAGAUUACUCGGGAAGAUUAUGUGAGACAUUCAUCGACAAUUGUGCCGGUGAUCCAUGUUUAAAUCACGGUAACUGCACGAGCGCUCAAGGUACCUUUAGAUGUGAUUGUUCAAGUUCUUGGACGGGCGAAAGAUGCAACGAUGACGUAAAUGAAUGUGAGAGAAAUCCAUGCCAAUUUGGGUCCACGUGCAUCAACAAGAACGGAUCCUUCACGUGCCAAUGUCCACCGGAAAUGACUGGACCAACAUGUACCACAGAUGUCAACGAAUGCUUAUCGAAUCCGUGUAUUAACGGCGGUGAUUGCGUUAACAAUGUUGGAUCAUUCCAUUGUGAAUGUCAUCUAGGUUUUAAAGGGCGUCUUUGCGGCCAGAUAGACUUCUGUGGGUCGUCUCCUUGUCGACACAACAGCACAUGUGUCUCCGAUGGAAGUCCCCGCUGUAUUUGUCCGAAAGAAGUAUUUGGAAAAUUCUGUGACAUCAUCCUGAAAAACGCAUGCAUUGAUGAUAACACAGAUCCGGUUAUGGUAAAUGUCAAUGGUGAUCUCGAUACAACUGGUCUGGAGGCACUCAACACCACGCUGCUACAGGCUUUAAGCAACGUGUUUGCUAUUGCCGCGGGGGACAUACGCCUAGUGUUAACCCCUGAACACUCGGCUGAUACUGACAAUAAACCCAUGACAACUGUUCUCGUAUCUGCCUUCGUGAAGGAUGUUCAGAUAUGCCAAGAUGAAUUAACAAAUGUAUUCAACACAGAACAUAUUUUGGACAAUGCUUUGACACUUCCUGCUACCGUAAUAGUUCAAAAGUCCAUUUCUGACGGAAGAGUUGGCAAUCUUCAAAGCACUGCUGUCUUUGAAACUAAGGAAAACUGGUUAAUCUCCCGCUGGUAUAUAUUAGCAGUGAUAGCGGGUGUAUUCAUUGCUCUGGUAGCCAUAGCCACUGUGAUAUACAAACACAGGCGACGACCAAAGACAAUGGUUAUUGCUGGGAGAAACGGUUCUCUUUACCGUAACGGGAGUCUGACCAUGCCUGAGGAUACAGGGGACGAAACGAGCGCAAUAGCCAGUCUAUCGUUCGAUAAUGUUCUUUAUACCACAUUCCAGCCCCAGGGACCAACCCCUCCCCCAGCCACUUGUGACAAUGAUGACGUGUGCACGUGAUAAAACAUCGAACUAUCAAAUUAUUGUCAGGGGUGACAACAAACUAUCACGUUAUUGUCAGAGGUACAUGUAACAACAAUGUAUCUUAUUAUAGUUGGGGCUGACAUCGAACUAUAAACAAAAAAAUGGGGGGGGGGGGGGGGGGGGGAUGUGUGUAGGGUGUAAGCAAUAUUCUGUUUACUAUAGGAAUGAUUUGCAAAUGCAGAUUAUUUUGUUUAUUUUUAAUGCCUUUUUUUUCUCGUAUUAUGUUUUAUCUUGCCUGUACAUUGGA